UGAGUGUGAGCGUGCGUGCAGAGUGGAGAGUGUUGGACCAAACCACUGCCCCCUUUUCACAGAUUCCCGACAUUAUCACCCCGAGACUGCUACUGGAGAAGAUCUAAGUUUCCUUCAAAGCGGUGCCUGCCCAUAAACACCAGUAUGUAUCCGACUGGAGGGAUAUCUGCGAGCAUACACGCCAACAGGCUGCGGGCAGAAGGAAUGGGCUCCAAGGACCAGGCCGUGCAAUUCAACAACCAGGACUACGAGGCGCUGAAGCAGGAAUGCGUGGAGUCCGGCUCCCUGUUUGAAGACCCCUGUUUCCCUGCUGAGCCUCCAUCUCUGGGCUUUAAGGAGCUCGCACCAUAUUCCUCUAAAACUAGAGAUGUGGAGUGGAUGAGGCCCACGGAACUGACAGACGACCCUCAGUUCAUCGUGGGUGGUGCCACCAGAACAGACAUCUGUCAGGGAGCUCUGGGUGACUGCUGGCUCUUAGCAGCCAUCGCCUCUCUCACCCUGAACGAGAGGCUUCUCCACCGGGUCGUUCCGCACGGUCAGUCUUUCCAAGAUGACUAUGCUGGAAUCUUCCACUUCCAGUUCUGGCAGUUUGGCGAGUGGGUAGAUGUUGUGAUUGAUGAUCGAUUGCCUGUCAAAGACGGGGAGAUCAUGUUUGUCCAUUCAGCGGAGGGCAACGAGUUCUGGAGUGCACUCCUGGAGAAGGCUUAUGCCAAGCUGAAUGGCUCCUAUGAGGCUCUGUCUGGGGGAAGCACCACGGAAGGGUUUGAGGACUUCACUGGUGGUGUUUCUGAGAUGUACGAGCUCCGCAAGGCUCCCAGAGACCUGCACAGGAUAAUCGCCAAAGCCCUGGAGAGAGGCUCCCUGCUGGGCUGCUCUAUCGAUAUCACCAGCGCCUUCGACAUGGAGGCUGUUACGUUCAGGAAGCUUGUCAAGGGUCACGCCUACUCAGUCACUGGGCUGAAGGAGGUGGAUUUCCGUGGCGACAUGGUACGUCUGAUCCGAAUACGUAACCCUUGGGGCCAGGUGGAGUGGACUGGUGCCUGGAGUGACAACUCCCCUGAAUGGGAUGAGAUCGACCCCUCUGAACAAGAAGAUUUGCAUCUGAAGAUGGAAGACGGAGAGUUUUGGAUGUCCUUCAGUGAUUUCACAAGGCAGUUUUCGCGACUGGAGAUCUGCAACUUGACUCCAGAUGCUCUGAGUGAGGACAGCGUCAGCCACUGGAACACCAUCAAGUUCUAUGGCACGUGGAGGAGAGGAAGCACCGCUGGGGGCUGCAGGAACAAUCCCAACACGUUUUGGAUCAACCCUCAGUAUAAGAUCACGCUGCUGGAGGAGGAUGACGACCCAGAGGACGAUGAGGUGGCGUGCAGUUUUUUAGUCGCUCUUAUGCAGAAGGACCGCCGCAGAUAUCGCCGCCACGGUCAGGACAUGCACACCAUCGGCUUUGCUCUCUACGAGAUUCCAGAUGAGUUCAAAGGCUGCCAGAAUGUCCAUCUGAAGAAAAAUUUCUUUUUGACCCAUUCAUCGUGUGCUCGCUCCGAGACCUUCAUCAACCUGCGGGAGGUGAGUACUCGGCUGCGUCUGCCUCCUGGAGAAUACCUCAUCGUCCCCUCCACCUUCGAAGCCGGUAAAGAGGCCGACUUUGUCCUCAGAGUCUUCACAGAAAAGCAGUCGGAAACAGAAGAACUUGAUGAUGAAAUCUCUGCCGAUCUGGAAGAUGAUGAGGAAAUAACGGAAGAUGACAUUGAUGACUCUUUUAAGGCUAUGUUUGCUCAACUAGCAGGAGAGGACAUGGAGAUUUCCAUUCGCGAGCUAAGAACCAUUCUAAACAGAGUCGUCUCCCGGCACAAGGAUCUGAAGACUGACGGCUUCAGUGUGGAAUCCUGCAGGACCAUGGUCAACCUGAUGGAUAAAGACGGCAGCGCCCGUUUAGGCAUGGUGGAGUUUCAAAUUCUCUGGAACAAGAUCCGAAAGUGGCUGGUCAUUUUUAGACAGUUUGACCUUGACAAAUCAGGAGCCAUGAGCUCAUAUGAGAUGCGACUUGCUGUGGAGGCAGCAGGUUUUAAACUGAACAACACACUGAACCAGUGUCUGGUAGCUCGGUACGCAGAGAACGAGAUGAUUGACUUUGACAACUUCAUCUGCUGCUUGGUUAAACUUGAAUCCAUGUUCAGAGCUUUCCAGCAGUUUAACAAGGAUGAAUCAGGAGUGGCUGAGAUGAAUCUCACAGAAUGGCUUUAUCUGACAAUGUGUGGUUGAAGAGGACCAUCUUCACUGCUGGAAGUAUAGAGCCUGCAGACGGCCACAAGCCUGGAGCUCUGCAGACCCCUCAGCCUGAGUAACCUGCUGAUCCUUCUACACAUCCCACCUCAGCGUAGCAAAAGAACUGUAUGAUAGAAAAACCAAAUGUUUUAGAAACUAUGCAAACUGACAGUAUGAAGCAGUCACUGUGCCACAUUAGUCUGUCAUCACUGUAGAAAGAACAGCAUGGCUCUAUGCAUGACAAAAAUCACUAGCUGUAGCGUGCAUUGCAAGUUGGUUUUAUAUUUUCAGUUUUUAGUCUUGCUGUCUGUAUCAAUGUCAACUGAUUGAUUAAAAAUAAUUUCACUGUUAUUCUGAAAUCUCACUAAAAGCUGUUUGAGGUAUUAAAUCAAAGUUAUUGUUUUUUUUAAAAGUCUUAUCGUUUUCUCUUAAUCAUCCUGUGCUCCUGUUUCACCGCUUUAGAAUAGAAAAUGGAAGAUGGUUGUCUCAGUACUUUCAUUUUUACACCUGUAGGUGGCAGUAUAGACCUGGCCUGAUGUCCAGGAAUCUUGUUUUUGGCAUUUUACACUGAAGUGUUCUGUAUUUUAAGGAUGUUCUUUAGCUUAAGUGAAACAGCUGUUUUUGUUCCUCUCACUGGGAGUUUAACUUUUAAGAAGCUGCUAGUGAAGUUGCCUCACAUUAAUAACAAUGAUCAGCUCACUAAAGUGACAAUUACAGGAAUCACAUGAUACUAAAUGCCUUAUACUUGACACCAUAAUGUUAUAAACAGCUAAUAAUAAUCAUGUACCAGUCAUGUGUUUUGUGUUGUGAAUGUACAUUGUGCCUUCAAUAAACAUUUCCCUCAAGGUU
Stegastes partitus (bicolor damselfish) is the source of this 3111-nucleotide messenger RNA. Its product is annotated as calpain-1 catalytic subunit. The coding region runs from base 145 to 2259 and encodes 704 amino acids. The transcript is spliced from 23 exons. The record is from RefSeq and is a predicted model, not a curated record. Gene Ontology annotation, molecular function: calcium-dependent cysteine-type endopeptidase activity; calcium ion binding. Gene Ontology annotation, cellular component: cytoplasm. Gene Ontology annotation, biological process: proteolysis. Lineage: Eukaryota; Metazoa; Chordata; Actinopteri; Pomacentridae.